AUGACAUCCAAUUUUUUGCAGGAGGUUAUACAAGAGUUGGAUCGAUUAAAAAACUCACCCCAAGGAUGGAAAUUGUGUGGCGAUAGUCUGGUCAAAAGACUUUACCGUGAUGACUACAUGAAAUUUAUGUGUAUGCAAGUACUGGAGCAUUACUUAAAAAACAACUACUCUUCUGCAUCUUACUCUGACCAACAAGUCUUAAAGGAAUAUUUAAUUAGUUGGCUUAGACAGUACUGUUAUGAGCCCAUUGAUGCCAAUUAUUUAAGAAAUAAGAUGGCGCAGAUCUUCAGCUUGGCCUUCGUCGGCGACUAUCCUGAUCGGUGGCCAUCAUUUUUUGACGAUCUGCUGGGUUUUAUGUCAACUGGAAUAAAUGCGGUGGACUUUUAUUUGAGGACUUUAUUAGCAAUCGAUAGCGAAGUUGUCGAUCGUGACAUCCCUCACACACCAGAGGAACUCGUACGGAACACUGCCAUAAAAGAUGCGAUGCGUAUUCGAUGUAUUUCAGACUUAGUAGAAUCUUGGUAUCAGAUAUUGCAAACAUACGAUAGCUCUCAACAUGAAUUAACUUGUCUUUGUUUACAAGUAAUCGGAGCUUAUGUAUCAUGGAUUGAUAUUAAUGCUGUUGCUAACGACCGUUUCAUAAGGCAUGAUAUAACUUCUUGUUCUGUCGACACAUUAAGAGAAAGUGCUUGUGAUUGUAUUUUCGAAAUUAUGAACAAAGUAGGUAUGGAUGCUGGAGAGAAAAUUAAAUUAGUUGAAUCGUUAGUAAAUGUUUUGGACAGUUGUGGUAUUUUUGCGUCAUUGGGGGAUAUCGAUGCUGACUAUGCUGCUAAGUUAGGAAAGUUGGUCAAUGGUAUUGGGACGUCGCUCAUUUCUAGCUGGACAAAGUUGAUGCGAUCAGGAGACGUUGUAGCUGCUGAUCAAACCCUCGAAAUGAUUGAUGUCAAAAUUACUUUAUUACUUCGGUUUAUGACCAAUGAAGACGACGACGUUUCACAGGCUGUUAUUGGUUUCGCUCAAAGUUAUGUCCUUCUUCUUAAACAAUUAUCUCCGAAUGAAUUGCAGCGACGAGAAGAUCAUUUAAAAGGUCUUCUUGAGGCUGUCAUAUCAAAGUAUAAAUAUGAUCAAUCUUACGAUUUUGAGUGCGAGGGAGAGGAUGAGAUAAUGUUUCUUGAAUACAGAAAGCAAUUGAAAAACUUAUUUUAUAAUAUUACUCAGCUAAACAGAGAACUUGUAUUAAUGGUGGUUUAUCAUUAUUACGUAAACAUCAUGAGUCAAUGGAAUUCUAAGGCGUUUAUGGAUAUCGAAGUUUCGAUCAAAAUUUUAUACAUGCUCGGGGAGCUUAUACCGGGCGUUCACUUUACCGAUGAUUUAAAUAGUGCGUCACCGAUACAACAAAUGAUGGUGAUGUUAAUUACAUCCGGUAUUGAUCGCCAUGAACACGUAGCCGUACUUAUGCAGUACUUUGAAACCGUGGUUCGGUACGAUAAAUUCUUUGUUCUGCACAAGCAGUUUAUCGGGCCCGUAUUGAAUGCUUUUCUCGGAACUAAUGGUUUGCAAAGUACCAAUUUAACUCUACGCAGUCGUUCAUGCUAUUUAUUGUCACGAUUUAUCAAACAACUUAGAAAUAGCUUGGAUGAUUAUUCUGAGAAUCUUUUGAAGCAAAUUCGUCCUCAUUUAAGUUUUGAAUCGGUUAAUGGCCAGCAAAAAGUUUUAAUUGAUAGCGAUCAGCUACACCUGUACGAAGCUGCUGGUAUUAUUGUAAUAUCAGGUGGCUUAAAAGUAGAGGAACGGCAAUUUUUGAUGAAUUGCAUUCUCACGUCCUUAUCCAAUAGAUUUAAAGAUAUUUUGUCAAAGAUAUAUAAUGAGUCUGACGCAAAUCAACAAUUUUCGUAUGCUCAAGAGCUAAAUCUGAUUAUGUCCUGUGCAAGCCGUGUCAGCAAAGUAUUCUCCAGUAGUCAAACUAUGCAAGAUUGCGGUUGUUCUCAAUAUUUUAUUGAGGUGUUAUCCAUCUUUUUGCAGUCUUUGAGUGUGCCAUCAUUUAAGGAGCAAAUUCAAGCAGGAGUGCGCCAGUUUUUGCAUCGGAUGAUAAUUUGUUUAGGGGAGCAAGUAUUGCCUUUCAUUCCGACAGCUAUGAAUUAUUUAUUGAAAGAUCCAAAGCCAACCGAUGUUCAAGAAUUUAUGCCUUUAAUUAAUCAAGUAGUAUCUAAAUUUCAGCGCCAAGUUACUCCUUUCCUGAAAGAGUCUUUUAUGCCGAUUGUAAAUACAAUUUUUGCUGCUUUAAAUUCUACCACAGAUAUUGCGGAUACGCAGGCCACCAAAGAUAAGCAACUUUUACAUCGUAGCUACUUUACAUUUUUAUCUACGUUGGUCACUAACGAUGUAGCAUCGGCAAUUCUUGAUCAAGAAGUGCAUAAUGCACAAGAAGUGUUGUUAAGUUUAAUCCAUGGCUGCGUUGAUGCAGGAGAUCUAUCGUCACAGAAGAUUUGCUUCUUUGUUCUGCACAAACUGAUAAAUGCUCAUGAUGGAAAUAAGAGCAACCUGUUUGGAGAAUUUUUAUAUAAAAAUAUUAUUCCGGCUUGUUUCAUUGCUCCUCUUAAAGCCACUUUCGAUUUUGAUGACAGACAAAGUUUGCAGGUACUGUCUGAAAUAGUUACUUUACAAAAGAGCAUUUUAAACUUGGAGGGACAGCAAUUUAAAGAAUAUUUAAGAACGACGUACUUACCUCAACUUAAUCUUUCUGCAGAUUUAAUUCAGGCCUAUGUUCAAGGACUCGAGCAAAUGGAUAUGAAGUCAUUUAAUAAGUACUUAAAGGUAUAG
This is a messenger RNA of Trichoplax adhaerens, 2820 nucleotides long. RefSeq lists its product as uncharacterized. The coding region runs from base 1 to 2820 and encodes 939 amino acids. NCBI's taxonomy places the organism in Eukaryota, Metazoa, Placozoa, Uniplacotomia, Trichoplacea, Trichoplacidae. Gene Ontology annotation, biological process: tRNA re-export from nucleus. Gene Ontology annotation, cellular component: cytoplasm; nuclear pore; nuclear matrix. The record is from RefSeq and is a predicted model, not a curated record. Gene Ontology annotation, molecular function: tRNA binding; small GTPase binding. The transcript is spliced from 36 exons.